UACGGUAAGCAGCAGGCACUCCGCGUCACGUGACUUCGUAAAGCAUCUUUUUGGUCCAUUUUGGAUGAUACAAAGUGAACCUUGCAACCUUUGAAAAUGACCAAAUUACAGUUUUUAAACGUGUUUUUGACUGAGCGGCUCAUGCUCGCCGCGCAGGAGAUCUACAAAUCUGUCGAGGACACCAUCCUGGAGUAUCAAGAGGAGAUCGCGCUGAGAGAGCGGGAGAAUGACCAUCUGAGGCGGCGGCUGCGGGACGCAGGGAUCGAGAUAUGGCCAGACCGUCCAUCUAUGGCCCUGUUGGAUGAGGAGGAGGGUGAGCACCCGAGGCGGGAGUGGAGUCCCAGCAUGGGGCAUGAGGAACGCCUUCCCCUCCAGAUCAAGGAGAAGAGAGACCUCCGAUCCAACCAGGAGACGACCAACAACUCCGCCCCCACGGGUCGUGCAGCACCCCAGAGUCCAUGUUCACACCACCGCGCGUCUGCAACGAGUACCCCCAGGAGGCCCCCCACACGUCCAGCAUCCCCCAGAGCCAAGGGGUGGAGAACCGGAGAGGGAGCCGGCGCCGAGGGCCUCGUCGAGACACGUGAAGGCAGAGGGCGUUGCUGGUGGUGCUGGUGGCGGAGGAGGCCACCGAGGAGCCACCCCCUCCAGCAGCGCUCCCCGCCCCUGGCCCCGGUCAACCCCAACUGCUCGAAUGAGAACAACAUAGAGAUCCAAGGGCGGAGAACGGCGGACAGAUGGCGGGCUCCAAGGGAGGCGCCGGGGGAGCCGAGCUGCAAGGUGUGCGGCGAGGCGUUCAGCCACGCAGGUCACCUCCACGUGCACGUGCAGGUGCACACGCGGGAGAAGCCGUACCGCUGUGGCGUGUGCGGCAAGUGCUGCAGCUCGUCUGGCCGUCUGCAGGAGCACCAGCGCAGCCACACGGGGGAGAAGCCCUUCCGCUGCCAGAUCUGCGGGAAGGGCUUUCACCCAGAUGGCCCACCUCAAGGUGCACAUGAGGAUCCACACGGGGGAGAGCCCUACAGCUGUCCUGUGUGCGGCAAGUGCUUCAGCCGCUCUGACAAAUCAAGCGCCACCUCCAGACCCACAGCCGCGAGGGGACCUACUUCUCAGGACAAUGACCCCUUUCAGGGUGACGGUGGUUUUUGUUGGAACCACUGA
Messenger RNA from Gadus chalcogrammus (walleye pollock), 1161 nucleotides. Its product is annotated as zinc finger protein 135-like. The record is from RefSeq and is a predicted model, not a curated record. NCBI's taxonomy places the organism in Eukaryota, Metazoa, Chordata, Actinopteri, Gadiformes, Gadidae. The coding region runs from base 97 to 1161 and encodes 354 amino acids. The transcript is spliced from 3 exons.